AUGGUGUCCUAUGGCGGCGGUGGCAGUAUGGAGUCCUAUGGCGGUGGCAGCAUGGUGUCCUAUGGCGGCGGCGGCAGCAUGGUGUCCUAUGGCGGCGGCAGCAGCAUGGGGUCCUAUGGCGGCGGUGGCAGUAUGGUGUCCUAUGGCGGCGGCAGCAUGGUGUCCUAUGGCGGCGGCGGCAGCAUGGUGUCUUAUGGUGGCGGCGGCAGCAUGGUGCCCUAUGGCGGCGGCAGCAUGGUGUCCUAUGGCGGCGGCAGCAUGGUGUCCUAUGGCGGAGGCAGCAUGGUGUCCUAUGGCGGCAUGGAUACCUGUGAUGUCGCCUUGGGCUCCGGUGGCGCGAACAAGCGGCUGUGGUUGGUGGCGGUGAUGAUUGAAGCAGCAGUCCACCUGACUGUGCUCCCCCAACGUGAUUGGCGGUGGCGGCGUACGUAA
This is a messenger RNA of Bufo bufo (common toad), 432 nucleotides long. RefSeq names its product keratin, type I cytoskeletal 9-like. Lineage: Eukaryota; Metazoa; Chordata; Amphibia; Anura; Bufonidae. The record is from RefSeq and is a predicted model, not a curated record. The transcript has a single exon. The coding region runs from base 1 to 432 and encodes 143 amino acids.